Molecule: messenger RNA, 1719 nt
Organism: Antechinus flavipes (yellow-footed antechinus)
Lineage: Eukaryota; Metazoa; Chordata; Mammalia; Dasyuromorphia; Dasyuridae
Product: CARD- and ANK-domain containing inflammasome adapter protein-like
Exons: 1
Coding region: 1-1719 (572 amino acids)
Biological process (GO): regulation of apoptotic process
Molecular function (GO): protein binding
Source: RefSeq, a predicted model, not a curated record
AUGUGUUCUUCAACCCAUGGCCAGAGCAGCCCUUAUGCAACCGAAGUCAUGAAGAUGAAGAAAGCGGAGCUGGCGGCGGGGAUCAAGGAUUCGGACGGUCUCAUCCAGAGACUGGCGGACUAUGGCAUUUUCACGGCCGAACAGAAGUUGUCUCUGUCCUACUACAAGACAAACCCUGAAAAAGUGACCAGGGUCUUGGACAUGCUGAUUUCCCAAGGGGAGCAUGCCUGUAGAAUGUUUUUUUAUCCCUGUCUGAAACAGCUGGAGCCUGACCUGUAUCAUGUCAUAAGAAAAUAUACCAUGGGCACAGAAGAGGUCCUCCCAGGAGCUGAGGGGCAGCUGGUGGGCCACUUACUGGAUAGAGACAAAGAGAGCCUGGAAAAAUCCACCGAACUAGACCACGAAAAGCAGACCACGGGCAUCCAGGAAGCUUCGGUCAAGCCCAAGAUGAUUUCUUUUACGACCGCUAAACCGAGAAAGUUUCCUCCAGUUCAGACUCCUGUGAACAGCCCCACUCCUCCCAUCUAUCUUCUGACCGCCUCAGGUAAGGGGGACGUAGCUGAUACAGAGAAUGUCCUAGAAGACAAGUAUAUCAACGAAGUAACGUUCCCGAGAGAAAGCCCGCUGGGGAUGGCGAUGGCCGACGAAUCCACCGAAAUCCUCGGUUUUCCGAUCGCCAAGGGCCCUAGGGCUGAAGGGAAGGAGGGCAAGGAGAAGUCCCUUCUGCAAAGAGCUGCUGAAAGGGCCCGUGGGGACUCUGUGAAAGUUCUCCAAGGAGGGAUGGGCAGCAGUAACUUAGAGAGAGAUAUCAUGAUGCCCCUGGGAUUCAACUUACAAGGCAGCCAGCUCUCCCUCAUCAGACCGAUCCUGGAAGAAAACAUUGGGACCCCUUAUUAUUUCCAGCACAGGUCAGUCUUCCAAGAGGAACACGAGGGGUUUCGGGUAUUCCCAGAUCAUGACAGGUUCCUGGACGCCCUGGAGGUCCACAAGGACCACAGGGUGGACCCAGCUUCCAAGUCCCCGGAGAUAAAUAGCUUGGACGAAGCCAUCAAGAUCCUGUUGACAGCUGGGAUCAAUGCAGACUCCAGCAUCGUCCACAACGCUUUCCAUCACGAUGACCAGGCUGUCAUCCAGCUGCUGCUGAAAUACUCGGCGGCCCUGCCGCGGGAGACCAGGGAGCUGGCCCUUUUCGAAGGCAUCCGGAAGAACCUUCCCGAAGUCGUGGCGGCCCUGGCGGACGGGGGCACCCCCCUGGACGUGCAGAACGAGCACUACUACACGCCCUUACUCUUGGCGGCCGAGAUGGACAGGACCUUGUGCGCCGAAGUCCUCAUCCAGAGGGGAUCCAACAUGGAGGCCAAAACCUCCUACGCGGAGUCCGCCCUGCACCUGGCCGUUAAGGCGGGGGGCAUUUACACGGUAGAGCUCCUGCUGGAGAGCGGGAUGAGUCCAAACGUCCAAGGCUUCAACGGCCAGACCCCCCUCCACGUCGCCGCCUGGUAUAACAAACACGAGAUGGUCGGCCUGCUGGUCCAGGCAGGGGCCCAGAUCAACACCUUCAGCUCCGAGCAGAACACCCCCCUGCACAUUGCCAGCGAGAAAGGGAACGUGGACGCGGCCAUCCAGCUGAUCCAGUACAAAGCCGAUCCCAACUUGAAAAAUAAGCUGAACAUGACCCCCCUCCACCUGCCGCCCGGGCGGGCAACAAGACCAUGGUAG